Drosophila biarmipes is the source of this 435-nucleotide messenger RNA. RefSeq names its product tripartite motif-containing protein 44. Bases 1 to 435 code for a protein of 144 amino acids. The transcript has a single exon. NCBI's taxonomy places the organism in Eukaryota, Metazoa, Arthropoda, Insecta, Diptera, Drosophilidae. The record is from RefSeq and is a predicted model, not a curated record.
AUGCCAACGCUAAUGCCAACGCCAAUGCUGAAAGUGAAGGAGCUCCAGGCUUUGGGGGUGGUUUCGGGAGGCCAGGAUUCGAAAGAGGUCCGGGUGGAUUCGGAGGCCGGCCAGGAGGGUUCGGAGGACCAGGACAAUUCGGAGGAGCAGGACAAUUCGGAGGACAAGGAGGAUUCGGAGGACCAGGAGGAUUCGGAGGACCAGAAGGACCAGGAGGAUUCGGAGGACCAGGAGGAUUCGGAGGACCAGGAGGAUACGGAGGAUUCGGCGGCAACGCUAACGCUAACGCUGUUGCAAACGCCGAAGGAAAUGGUUUCGGAGGAGGAAAUGCCAACGCUAAUGCCAAUGCUAACGCCGACUCCAGAGGGGGCAAUGCUAAUGCCAACGCUUCUGCUAAUGCUGAGAGCUUCGGCAAAUAAGAGUUUAUUUCGAUAG